Messenger RNA from Sardina pilchardus (European sardine), 1924 nucleotides. Its product is annotated as angiopoietin-related protein 3-like. The record is from RefSeq and is a predicted model, not a curated record. The coding region runs from base 84 to 1469 and encodes 461 amino acids. The transcript is spliced from 7 exons. Lineage: Eukaryota; Metazoa; Chordata; Actinopteri; Clupeiformes; Clupeidae. Gene Ontology annotation, biological process: phospholipid homeostasis; triglyceride homeostasis; phospholipid catabolic process.
GUCGUCUUUCUUCCAGAGGCGGUAGAGGAGACGCAGGCAGACACCAGCACCACGAAGGGAAAACCCCAGAAACAACCGGAAUAAUGAAGCUGAUGCUGCCGCUGCUGGUGCUCAUUGCUUGUGCACAUGGCGUCCCCACUACUGCUGUCAAGGAAACGGAGUCCCGGUUCUCCUUUGCCCCUCUGGAUGAAGUCCGGCUCCUGGCCACCGGGCUCCUUCAGCUCGGCCGCAGCCUGCGGGACUUUGUGCAGAAGACUAAGGGCCAAAUCAACGACAUUUUCCAAAAGCUCAACGUCUUCGACCGCUCGUUCUACCAGCUCGCCACCCUGGCCAGCGAGAUCAAGGAGGAAGAGGAGGAGCUGAAGAAGACCACCGUCGUCCUCAAGGCCAACAACGACGAGAUCAAGAGCCUGUCCCAGGAGAUCAACACCAAGGUGGAGGACAUCAUCCGGGAGCGGAGCAAUCUGCAGAGCCAGGUGGGCCAUCUGGAGGAGAAAAUGAGCGGCCUGUCCCAGGGCCUUCUCUCCGCAGACCAGCUUGCGGAAAUCUCUGCUCUCAAGGAGGUCAUUCACACCCAGGAGAGAAGCAUCACAGACCUCCUGACGGCAGUGAGGGAACAAAGUGAACAGCUCAACUUCCAAAGGACCCAGAUCAAGAGCCUGGAGAAGAAGGUCAGUGACAGCAACUUUCAGGAGACUGUUUUCAAAUGGGUCUGGAGCAUGGAGACUCACAGUGUGUCUGGGUAUCUGUCAGACAACAGCACCAGUGACGACUCUCGCUGGGAUGGUCUCCCAGCCCACUGUGGUGAGGUGUAUGCCAGAGGCCACAGGAGCAGUGGCCUGUACCCCAUCAAGCCCAACCAGUCCCGGCCCUUCCUGGUGAACUGUGAAAUGACCGACAAUGGAGGUGCUACUGUCAUUCAGCACAGACAGGAUGGCUCUGUGGAUUUUGACCAGACCUGGACAAAUUAUGAAGAGGGCUUUGGUGACUUUAAAGGCGAGUCCUGGCUUGGCUUGAAGAAGAUCCAUGCCCUCGCUCAGCACAAUGACACCGUCCUGCGGAUCAUGGCCGAGGACUCCAAACAGGCCAAGUAUGUGGUGGAGUACCACCUGAUGAUGGAAGAUGCCAGCUUGGACUACGCAAUCCACCUCAGGCAAACAGACAGUGACCCAGCGGCCACUGUGGCAAACCACACAGCCAUCCGCUUCUCCACCAAGGACCACGUGAACGAUGGGCACCUGGGCUCCAGCUGUAAAAAUGACUACACAGGGGGCUGGUGGUUCAGCGCCUGCGGCGACAUCAACCUCAACGGGAGGUACACCAACGGCAAGCCGUGGGGCCGCGCCGAGCGCAGGAAGGGAACGCACCUGAAGGCCAACGCGUGGAGCUCGUUCUCACUCAAGUCCUCACAAAUCACAAUACAACAUGCGCCAAGCACACACACCCCUUCUCAGGGAACGGCUGAAUAAACAGAUUCACUGUCCUUAUUCACUGUCCCCACAUCAACCCCCCCAACCCCCCUGGCUGCUACUGAAUAUCGGAGUAGCUGCAUUAUAAAGUUCAGCUUUUAUAGCGUAGCACUCUAUAACAUAAGUCACGAAACCACUGUGUUUAUGUUAGGUUUCUAUGGUGCUAACAGGUUAGAACCUUGCAGUCUAUGAUUUUGUUAAUUUUGGAUAGCGGUCACAGAAUCAGGUUUGCUCAUGUCAAAGUGCCCUUUUUCAUCCCACCCUUUUAUAGCAGUAAGCAGUGGGCAGAGGCCUUUUGGACCCUCAACCUGAGGUCAGCCAUGGUUAACAGAGUCAGUCACAGGUUUUUCACUGAGUCACAUUGACUUUAAGAAUACACAUCCGAACUGUAUAUAUUUUGUAGCGUGUGGUGCCAUUUGUAUUGCGCUUGAAAAUAAACAGUGUUUUUAAAUAAA